AUGAAAACGCUUGGCUGGAUUGCACUUGGAUUAAGUCCAGGGGGAGGAGUGGGAGGUGCAGAUAUUGAUGUUGGAUGGAUUUCAGAUGGAAAAACUCAUUUCAAGAUACGAAUAGAAAAAGAAGAAUAUAGUUGGACUGCAGUCCAAUUCAAACGAAAACUUGAUACGUGUGAUCCGAUAGUUGUUGCAAUCAAAUUUGACACUAAUACUUUAAUCUAUGCUUAUGGUUUGAAAGAUCCCAAUCCGAAUAUAAGUUAUCAUGAAACAAGAAAAGGGAACCAUAUAUUAUGGUUAUUAGGCUAUAAAAAUGCCAGAUUACUAGUUAUUGAAUUAGAAGCUGGUACAAUCGUUUCAACAGUUCGAAUAGAAAGUGAAGCAGCAUUUAUUGAUCAAAGAUGGGUAGCUGAUUUUAUUCGUAUUAAUCCAUUAGUGGAAUAUUCGAUAAUUAAUUUCUAUUACAAAAAGAACGGUAGAGGACAACCAAUAGAAAUUGUUCUUGAUGCAUUAACAGCUUUGAUAGUAGUCGACGAAGCAAUCAAGAAGAAAUUGAAAAAGGAAAUAUUACAUUCUCGAAUGAAUCUUCGCAAAUAA
Rotaria sordida is the source of this 591-nucleotide messenger RNA. Lineage: Eukaryota; Metazoa; Rotifera; Eurotatoria; Philodinida; Philodinidae. The record is from the annotation of a GenBank genome assembly.